Molecule: messenger RNA, 976 nt
Organism: Prorocentrum cordatum
Lineage: Eukaryota; Dinophyceae; Prorocentrales; Prorocentraceae
Source: the annotation of a GenBank genome assembly
CUCAGACGAACUCGUCGCAGCAGGCGGCCAAUCCAGUCCAAUGAGUAUGGAAGCCCCGAGUGCACUGACCGCCAGGCCAGCGUUCGCCGACCAACUGCCAGAGCAUGUGGCAUUGACCACCACCUGGCCCCCACCCCGCACCCCGCCCUCCUCCUCUCCGUCGCAGUCGUCGGCCGCCGCCGCCUUCCUUCCUCUCCUGCCACUCCUCGCCGCGUGCGGAGGCUGCGUCCCCCCUCGCCAAGAAGUCGAACCUCCUGCACUUCUUCGCGGCCUCGGUGAUGCGCGUGCGGCCGGACUUCGACGAGCGGUUGGAGACAGAGUUAAACGGCCUAGACGGCUUGACGGCCAGCGCACCAUGGUCUGUGUUCGCCGACGGCCUGGCGCAGCUCAAGAGCGACGCCGCGUUCGCCGCCCGCGCCGCCGCCGAGCUCGCCGCCCUCGGGCCGCCGGGCUCCCCGCUCGGCGCCCGCGCGGAGCAGCUGGGGGCGCUGGCGGAGACGCGCCCCCCAGCAGCGCACGCGAGGCCAACGAGAGGGCGACGGCGGAGCUCGACAAAUUGGCGAGGUACUUCGGGGUCAGGGGGCAGAAGGCGGUGGAGGAGCCGCCCGGGGUGGCCGUGCUGCGGCACCUCGAGGGCCUGCUCCAGGGCUUCCGCGCGGCGUGCGCCGAGGUUCACGAGAUGCAGCAGAGCGCCCAGGGCCUCGCGUUCGAGCGCAGGUCGCUCGUCCGCCACACGAAGAGCAUGCCCGCGGCCCUACUCGAGAGCGCCGCGGCGCUCCUGGGCGGCGGCAAGAGCGGCGAGGCCCAGCCAGGCGGCCGCGGCGGCCGCGGCCUGUUUGCCGACAGGAGGCCCAGCUGCAGGUGAGCUCCGCCCAGCGGGGCGUCCCGCGGAGCUGGCCGGCCGGCGCGGGGCAGCGCGCGGGGCACGGCGUCGUUCCAGAGCUCUCGGGGGCGCUUGGAGGGCCACCGUCGGCAG